Messenger RNA from Paramuricea clavata, 819 nucleotides. The record is from the annotation of a GenBank genome assembly. NCBI's taxonomy places the organism in Eukaryota, Metazoa, Cnidaria, Anthozoa, Malacalcyonacea, Plexauridae.
AUGGAGUUAAAUCAAAGCAAGUGUGGAGUGCUACAUCUUACAAGAUCUCAUGAACCAACCAUCACACAGUAUAUGGUGCUUGUUACCCCAGUUAUCCGACCUAACAGUCAGAAAGAUCUGGGUAUAUCUAUAACUGGUGACCUCAAAUGGAACAAGCAAGUGCAGGAGAUUUCGUCGAAGGCCAACAAGAUGCUGGGUUUCGUGAAGCGAACAACGUACGUGAUUGGUAACCAAUCGGUCCGCAAGGCACUCUACCUGACUUUGGUUCGCAGUCAACUGGCGUAUGGUUGUCAAGUGUGGGCACCCCAGACGGUCAGCAACAUUCUAACCAUCGAAUGUGUUCAGCGCCGUGCCACCAAGUUCAUCCUAUCUCUGCCAUACCAAACAGAUAUCUCGUUUAAAGAAAGAUUGCAGAUCCUUAGCAUCAUCCCUCUAUGUCACUGGCAAGAAUAUUUAGACAUCAUUUAUAUCUAUACAAGUCUCAUAAAUGACUCUGACAGUAAUAUCUCGGUCAACGUUUCAACACGAGAAACAAGAAGAGCAAGUAAUGGAACUUUCCUAACUGUGAGAAAGUGCAGAACUGUCAACUACCAGAACCGUUUUCAUACAAGAGCCGCAAGCGUGUGGAACACUCUUCCUCGUUAUAUUAGAGACACAACUAAGUCUAUAGGAUCAUUCAAAACAUUACUACGCAAGCACUAUAAAGAUCUAACGGACAGUGUUUUCAACCCCGAUGACCCGAGAACUCUUAAGUCAGUUUGUGUGAAAUGUCACACAAGUCGUCCUUUAUGGAACUUAUUAUCUAGACCAUGUUGUUAG